AUGCAGGUCCCCGCCGCGUUCCUCCCGCACAAGGCCACUCCAUCUCGAGGGCGCCCAAAGCGCGCACCGUUCUUGGUGAGGAUGACAGCGCGUUUGCAGUCCACCCCUCACCUUUCUCAUCUCACCCCACGGGCGCCAUCGCGAAGUCGACGCCAUCGUCGAUCCGGUCGCAAUAUCAUGUGCACUACCCUCAGCUCACCCCACGGACAGUUGCAAGCUCACCUACUGUUGCGACCAGCCCUGCUCUUCAUUGGACGGUGGUAAGCCCUUCGCCUAUGGCGGCAAACCUUUCCUCGCUCCGCCCUUGGGUCGUCCGUCACGGAGCCGCCGAACCCGCGCGUUGGACAACAUGACGCCAGAUGAAGACAAGGUGGCCGGCAUAUGGUGCAAGCACCAGUUUGCGCAAAACAUCCGCCGCAGACCUGGACUGUGGAUCAUAUCCCACUGAAGUCCGUUAAUCGUUGGAACAAAUUGCUACAAAGCUUCCGAUCGCGUCCUUCACCGUCAAUGAUGUCAUCGUUGCCACGGUAAGCCACAUGUUUUCCCGGAGAUUCAGAAGCACCUGCUGCAUCAUCAGAUCAUUCCAACAUGAGAGGGUCUCUGACAUUCCAUGCAACUUCUUGGUGGCUUUAGCUGCGGUGCGUGCUGGGCAAGUUGCUUUACACGGCGGACAAGUUCUCUGCGGAGGUCUACGGACCAGUCGUCUUCAAGAUCAUGGAUCACUGCUAUGAUGGUUCGUAUAUCUCGAUUACAGGGGUGUCAUCGCAAUGUGUGUGGACUAGCGUCGCAGCUUGGGUUGGGCACAAAUAA
Microbotryum saponariae is the source of this 810-nucleotide messenger RNA. The record is from the annotation of a GenBank genome assembly. NCBI's taxonomy places the organism in Eukaryota, Fungi, Basidiomycota, Microbotryomycetes, Microbotryales, Microbotryaceae.